This is a messenger RNA of Phyllostomus discolor (pale spear-nosed bat), 1857 nucleotides long. It is a transcript of the gene FAM78B, whose product is annotated as family with sequence similarity 78 member B. Lineage: Eukaryota; Metazoa; Chordata; Mammalia; Chiroptera; Phyllostomidae. Bases 131 to 916 code for a protein of 261 amino acids. The record is from RefSeq and is a predicted model, not a curated record. The transcript is spliced from 2 exons.
GCGGCGCCCGGCUCCUAGGUGCCAGCUGAGCCGCCCCGGGCGCGGGCGGCGCGUCGCCAUGCCGGCGUGACGGGCGCCCCCGGCUGCCCGCGCGGCCCCGCGCCCCGCGCCGCGCCGGCCGGGCGGCAGGAUGGGCUGCAUCCAGAGCAUCACCUGCAAGGCGCGGAUCCGGCGCGAGAACAUCGUGGUGUACGAUGUGUGCGCCACCAUCGACCAGUGCCCCACGCGCAUCGAGGAGACCUCACCCAUCGUCCUGCGCUACAAGACCCCCUACUUCAAAGCCUCGGCCCGCGUGGUCAUGCCCCCCAUUCCCCGCCACGAGACCUGGGUGGUGGGCUGGAUCCAGGCGUGCAACCAGAUGGAGUUCUUCAACACCUACAGCGACCUGGGCAUGUCGAGCUGGGAGCUGCCGGACUUGAGGGAAGGGAGAGUGAAAGCCAUCAGCGACUCGGACGGCGUGAGCUACCCUUGGUACGGGAACACCACGGAGACCGUGACCCUGGUCGGCCCCACCAGCAAGACCUCCAGGUUCUCCGUCAGCAUGAAUGACAACUUCUACCCGAGUGUGACCUGGGCCGUGCCGGUGAGUGACAGCAACGUGCCGCUGCUCACCAGGAUCAAGAGGGACCAGAGUUUCACCACCUGGCUGGUGGCCAUGAACACGACCACCAAGGAGAAGAUCAUCCUGCAGACCAUUAAGUGGAGGAUGAGGGUGGACAUCGAGGUGGACCCUGUCCAGCUCCUGGGGCAGCGGGCCCGGCUGGUGGGCAGGACUCAGCAGGAGCAGCCCCGGAUCCUGAGCCGGAUGGAGCCCAUCCCCCCCAACGCACUCGUGAAACCCAACGCCAACGAUGCCCAGGUCCUCAUGUGGAGGCCCAAGCGGGGGCCGCCGCUGGUCGUGAUCCCCCCUAAGUAGCAGCCGCCCGGCCAGACUGCGUGUGGCGCGCACACCGUGGAGAGGUGCGGCGAGGCUGCCGGGGACGGCGGGAGCCAGGCUGAGUUUUCUGAGCCAAAGCAGACCUCCUGGUUGGCCAGCCUUUGCGGCUGCUCGCCGAGGGCGGGGCUGCCCCUGGGGUGGUGGAACCGUGAUCCCUAGGAGAUGCCCCUCCCUCUUAGGAAUAAAGAGAUCCCUGAUUUGGCGGACUCGCGGGGACCACCCUGCAAGUCGCCAUGUUUUGGAGCUGAGCGGGAUGAUUCUUUUAUUAGAACCACUGACCGUUUCUCUCCUGUGAGAUGCAGGGGGUGGAGGCGACAUCAAACAGUGCCUGUGGCAAGGGCUGCCGCCCCGCCCCCCGGUCAGACGCGGGAGCGGAAACUUCCACGCCAGGCGUGCGGGAGCCAGACGGAGCCUCUGUCCCGCGGGAGGCUGCGGGGCAGAGCGGGCGGCCCGCCUCCGGUGGUGGGGAGAGGGAGGCCAGGUUGUGACUACCCAUUAAUUAUUGUGCACUUAUUAGUUGAUUAUCAGAUCAUCAAUAUACUCACUGGAAGGAAAGGAUCUCCCAGAACGCGGCAGGCACAGUGACGCGGGCUCCGCGCCAGCCCUGGGAGCUGUCCGCGGUGCUGACGCGAGCUAACCGGUGGGGACGUCUCCCGGCCGCUCCGCCUACCUACCUCUUUCCGAAAAGCGAUGACUUGGAGCGUCCUUAAUCACAGCGCGUGGAUAGACCGCCCCUGCGCCCCGCAGUCGCUGGGCUGUGUGGGGCCUCCGCCACGUUUUUAGUGGAACCCGAAUCGUGAUUCUGUUUACAGCUGCCUAUUCUGUUCCCUUCCCCAGUCCUAACCGUCCGAAAGGGUAACGUGUACAAGCCAUGAAUCCAUGUAGGGCUUCAGCAAAUAAGAAUAGCAUUUUCACUUGUU